This is a messenger RNA of [Torrubiella] hemipterigena, 1452 nucleotides long. Lineage: Eukaryota; Fungi; Ascomycota; Sordariomycetes; Hypocreales; Clavicipitaceae. The record is from the annotation of a GenBank genome assembly.
AUGGCGUCUACACCAGAAUCCGCCUUUGGCCAAGGUGAUUGCCACCUCGUACAGAAUCUCCUGUCACCAGGGCUGGAGACCGGAAUAUUCGAAAAACUUAAAGAUGAAGUGAACUGGAUGAGAAUGUCCCACCAGGGCGGAGAAGUUCCCCGUCUUGUUGCUGUACAAGGCCAUAUUGGCACUGAUGGGAGCGUGCCCAUCUAUCGCCAUCCAGCAGAUGAAUCGCCGCCUCUGACGCAAUUCACGCCCACGGUACUCGCUAUUAAAGAGGAAACAGAAAAACAACUUGGACACCCACUCAAUCAUGUCUUAAUACAACUCUACAGAGAUGGGACUGAUUACAUCUCAGAACAUAGCGACAAGACUUUAGAUAUUUCACAUGGAUCGUACAUUGCGAACGUUAGUGUCGGCGCACAGAGAACCAUGAUCCUACGUACCAAGCGCACUAAACGAGACCCAUCUCGAGUGCACGACGAAGAUGAAGAUGGGGCUCGCCAGUCUCAGCGUAUCAACUUACCUCACAACUCGCUACUGAAGAUGGGGCUUCAAACCAACAUGAAAUGGCUUCACGCAAUCAGGCAAGACAAACGGGCCGAUAGAGACAAAACCCCUGACGAAUUGGCGUACGGGAGUGCACGCAUAUCCCUUACCUUCAGACGCAUUAGUACGUUUAUGUCACAGGACGGCUCUAUAAUCUGGGGGCAAGGAGCAACAAGCAAAACGCGUGAUGCAGCCAAGAGUACCAUCAGCGGUGAUGUUCCCGAGGCAAUUGCGAUGCUAAAAGCGUUUGGCCGUGAGAACCAUUCCUCAAAUUUUGACUGGCAGGACGCAUACGGCGCGGGAUUCGACGUUCUUCAUAUUACCUCCGCGCCGAGAUUUUUCGCAGGGGCCGAUAAGGUCCCAAACCGCCGCAUAUCCUUGAUGCUUAAUGAAUAUGGUAUUAAGUAUGCUAGAGGCAGCGCUGAUUGGCCCAAAGGCGAGAAGCCAGUCGCUUCAUUUGGUUCCCAGACCAUGUCGUUUCUGAGAUAUGUCGAUAACAAUGACCAAGGUACUGACGUAAGGGGUGAUAUCGCCAUCAUGCUAUAUCUCUACUUCGGCAAUGCAAAGAAGCAUGUGGACGAUGUAGAUGUCGGGUCUCUCUAUGCUCGCUUCUACCGAGCAAUGACCAUUCAUGGCGAGUGGAAGCGUUGUAGAGAAGCAAGCAAUGGCAAUGGUAUCAGCGACCAACUAGCUCAGGAGUUUUCUUAUUGGGACUCUGCGCUGUUGAAAAUGCCAUUUUUGGGUGGCUUGUCGCCUAGCCUUCCAGACUUCGCCAUCUGGCCUGUCCUUCAUGAUAUCAGGGAGGAGGCGUCGGGUGAUGGGCUAAAACAGUUCCAGAAUCUAAAUAGUUAUUAUCAAAGAGUCUUGUGUCGAGAUGGAGUUAGGGAAAAUGUGCUUGACACACAUGUUUAG